CUUCAAGCUCACCCACUCAUCUGCUGCCGCUGCUGCUGAAAACAUCACUCUGUACCACCAACUCACACCACCAGUUAGGGCGUUACCUUCCAAAACUCCACCAUCCAAUGGCGUUACGCCUCUCCGUCUCCUCGCCUCAGAGGUCGGCCUCCUCGCCGGCCAUCUCCUCAUGCCGUCCCGCCGCCUGCGGCCGCUUCCUGGCAUGUGCGGCAGCUUCCCAGAAGCGGAGCCUGAUGGUGGUGUCUGGCUCUGACGCAAGGGGAGUAUCUCCGGUGAAGUCAGGCGGCUUGGAGACAACAGCGACGACGGGAGCCGACGAGGUGGAAACGGCCACUGCUGGAGCUGAUGUGGUGGCAGUGACCGGACAGGUCACGGAUGUGUGCAAGGACACCUUCUGGCCAAUUGUCAAAGCAGCAGGGCCGAAGCUCGUCGUCCUGGACAUGUACACCCAAUGGUGCGGCCCUUGCAAAAUCAUGGCACCGAAGUUCCAGGAGAUGUCCGAGAACGACCAUGACGUCGUCUUCCUAAAGCUCGAUUGCAAUCAAGACAACAGGCCUCUUGCAAAGGAGCUUGGCAUAAGGGUUGUACCAACAUUCAAGAUUUUCAAGGAUGGGAAGGUGGCCAAGGAGGUCACCGGUGCGAAGAUUGAUGAGUUAAAACGUGCGAUUGAGGAAGUGAAGUCAAGCUGAGGAAUACCCUGGAAAAAAUGCAGCAAUUAGCAUGCUAUCAUUAGUGUACAAUAUGGAAUGAACACCCUUUGUGGAAGUGGAUAACCACCACGGAGAAAAACAGUUAUUAUAGUUCUUCUGCAGUUCUGCUUAAGAUGAUUUUUACCUAUCAUUCUGGACAAUAUACACUCAUCUGUGUGGAGUGCAUGAUGUAAAUAAUCAUUUCAAUCUUCAUGAGAAAAUUGUUGCUUUCUGAUCUCA
Lolium rigidum is the source of this 929-nucleotide messenger RNA. Its product is annotated as thioredoxin F, chloroplastic-like. The coding region runs from base 108 to 689 and encodes 193 amino acids. Lineage: Eukaryota; Viridiplantae; Streptophyta; Magnoliopsida; Poales; Poaceae. The record is from RefSeq and is a predicted model, not a curated record. The transcript has 3 exons.